AAUGUGCGCCAUGCUGCUUUCGGAAACGGCCAGCUUUGCGGCAGCUCUAUUGUUUGCCGUACACCCGAUCCACACCGAGGCGGUGACCGGUGUCGUCGGACGGGCGGAAACACUCUCGUCAGUGUUUUUCCUGGCAGCGUUCAUUUUCUACACCAAGGCGACCAGGCGGAAAAAAUCCACAGGUUGGCGAUUCCUUUGUCUUUCCAUGCUGUUUGUUGCCACGGCUAUGCUUUGUAAGGAGCAGGGCAUCACCAUAACGGGCGUGUGUGCAAUCUAUGAAAUCUUCGUCGCCCAAAAGGUCAGUAUUUCUGGAGUGAAUAUGGAGAAAUAUUUCAACUGGUUAUGAUAAUGUUGUAUCAUGGUUAUACUAUUUUAAUUUAAAAUUCAAUAUUCAAUUACGAUAUAAAUUUUCAAACAUUUUCAUAUAUGUUGCAACUGCGGUUUGAAUGAAGCUAUCAACAAUAUUCAAAACUGCUUAAA
Messenger RNA from Anopheles merus, 480 nucleotides. Its product is annotated as protein O-mannosyl-transferase TMTC3-like. Lineage: Eukaryota; Metazoa; Arthropoda; Insecta; Diptera; Culicidae. Gene Ontology annotation, molecular function: mannosyltransferase activity. Gene Ontology annotation, biological process: protein O-linked glycosylation via mannose. The transcript is spliced from 4 exons. The record is from RefSeq and is a predicted model, not a curated record. The annotation marks the transcript as partial. Gene Ontology annotation, cellular component: endoplasmic reticulum.